Messenger RNA from Telopea speciosissima, 824 nucleotides. RefSeq names its product PLASMODESMATA CALLOSE-BINDING PROTEIN 5-like. The transcript has 4 exons. The record is from RefSeq and is a predicted model, not a curated record. Bases 196 to 789 code for a protein of 197 amino acids. Lineage: Eukaryota; Viridiplantae; Streptophyta; Magnoliopsida; Proteales; Proteaceae.
UCUUCAACUCUCCCCCAAUACCCCUGCUCUUCAAAUCCAAACUCCAACGGUAACAUACGAAGCUCCAGCUUUGAGAGAGCUUCUCACCCCAAAUUUCGAGAUUGGAAGGAAAGGAAUUCGUCUAUCAAACGGCUAUAUUUCGUUUCGCAUCUUCUUGUUUGCUUCCCUACUUCCUCUGUUCCCAAAAUCUCUUCAAUGGCUGUGAUACGAACGUGCUAUUCUCUUUAUCUUCUUCUCUCAAUCAUCCUAACCACAGCCUCAAUGUGUCAUUCCACUGCAUUAGCAUCUUCUGAGAAACCCUCGAAGUCUAUUUCUUCUCAUUUGAGCAGAAAUCCAAAUCUGGAAUCGAAGGUCGACAGCAAAACACCUCUGUGGUGCGUAGCGAAGAACAGCGCCGAAGAUUCAACUUUGCAGUCGGCGUUGGAUUGGACUUGUGGCCCUGGAGGCGCUGAUUGUGGUCCAAUACAGCAGGGAGGUCCGUGUUACGAUCCAAACAAUCUUCAGAACAUGGCUUCCUAUGCCUUCAAUGAUUACUUCCUCAAGCAUGGAACGACAAGGGAAAGCUGCAAUUUUGGUAACACUGGGGAUCUCACCUCCUUAGACCCAAGUAACGGGAAGUGUGUUUUUCCAUCAAGCUCACUGGUACUCAGUGGGAGCUUUGGUGGAACAGCUCAGGUAGGACCAACUGGAGCAGAUAUCAAUGGUUGUCAGGCCAUCAGCAGGUGGAGUUGGACCUUAAUCAUCUCUCCUUUGGUUUUCACAUCUACACUAUUAGCCUUUUUAAUUUGAAAAGAGAGAGAGAGAGAGAGGGCAGAGUGAAAUUC